UAUGUUUGCUUUUUACUUGUACAAGUAAAACAGCUAAAGAAUGAAGUUCUUCGAUGUCGUUCUCGUAGUUUUAGCGAUCGCUAUUCCAGCAGCUGUAUGCAUUGAAUGCUACGAGUGCACCAAUUCAGAUGGGAACUGCAAGGAAAACAAGAAAGAUUGCAACAAAACCAUGUUAGCAGUCUUUGCAACUUUCGAUCGCUGUUUCAAAAUCAAAACUGGCCAAAAGGUGUCCAAGGGAUGCACCACGAAGUCGUAUUGUGAAACAAAAAGUUUUUGCAAAAACAUCACUGAAACAUGCACUGCAAGCUGCUGUGACAGUGACCUAUGUAACGCAAGCACUACCGAGGUACCUACGAUCAUCCUGAUCACUGUUGCCUUAUUGGUGACCGCAUCGGGUAUCUUAGAGACCAUAAAGUGAACUCAAGUUUUUCCAUCGCCAACCAAUUAGCACUUUUUGAGGCCGCRCCAAUUAGCAGAGUUACUCUUUAGUGAUUCUAAACUUGCGUGUAAAUAUAUAAGAGAAUACAUAGACUCAGGAAAUUUUAAUUUU
This is a messenger RNA of Exaiptasia diaphana, 550 nucleotides long. Its product is annotated as ly-6/neurotoxin-like protein 1. The record is from RefSeq and is a predicted model, not a curated record. Lineage: Eukaryota; Metazoa; Cnidaria; Anthozoa; Actiniaria; Aiptasiidae. The transcript is spliced from 2 exons. Bases 41 to 418 code for a protein of 125 amino acids.